Messenger RNA from Staurois parvus, 435 nucleotides. The record is from the annotation of a GenBank genome assembly. Lineage: Eukaryota; Metazoa; Chordata; Amphibia; Anura; Ranidae.
AUGCAAGUGCCGGUUCUCGGCUGCACUUUCCUCACACUGUCAGAGAGCGAGAAAAGUACUGCCAAGAACCUGCAGUUGUCAGAGCAGGGAUCGGUACCGAUCAUCAGGGCACUAAUGAUCAGUUCCCUGAUGAUCGGUGCCCAGCAGUGCCACCCACCAGUUCCACCCACCUGUGCCACCCAGCAGUGCCACACACCUGUGCCCAGCAGUGCCACCCACAUUGCCACCAGUCAGUGUCCAGUGGUUGUGCCAGUCAGUGCCCAGCAGUUGCACCAGUCAAUGCCUAGCAGUGCCGCCUAUCAGUGCUGUCUAUCAGUGCCACCUAUCAGUGCCGCCUAUCCGUGACACCUCAUUAGUGCUGCCUAUCCCCGCCGCCUCAUUAGUGCUGUCUAUCAGUGCCGCCUCAUUAGUGCUGCCUAUUAGUGCCCUUCCGUG